This is a messenger RNA of Rhodamnia argentea, 902 nucleotides long. Its product is annotated as probable caffeoyl-CoA O-methyltransferase At4g26220. The transcript has 6 exons. Lineage: Eukaryota; Viridiplantae; Streptophyta; Magnoliopsida; Myrtales; Myrtaceae. The record is from RefSeq and is a predicted model, not a curated record. The coding region runs from base 81 to 797 and encodes 238 amino acids. Gene Ontology annotation, molecular function: S-adenosylmethionine-dependent methyltransferase activity; O-methyltransferase activity.
AGUUCCAUCAACUCCAGGAGGGCAUUUCACCAUCAAUAGGCAGAGCUAGUUUGCAAAGCUUCAGUAAGGAAAGAGUGAAAAUGGAAGAGAAAUUGAAAGCAGCAUCAAAUUAUGACAAGGCAUUGUUGCAGAGUAAGGAGCUGUAUCAGUACAUUUUGGACACAAGUGUGUACCCAAAUGAACCAGUGCCUCUUAAGGAGUUAAGAGAAGCUUCUGCAAGCCAUCCAAGGUAUUGGAUGGGCACUGCACCGGAUGCAGGUCAACUGAUGGCAAUGCUACUGAAGCUUAUCAAUGCUAAAAGGACCAUUGAAAUCGGAGUCUUCACCGGAUACUCUCUUUUACUCACUGCCCUAACAAUUCCUGAGGAUGGCAAGAUAAUAGCCAUAGAUGUCGAUCGCGAGGCUUAUGAAAUGGGAUUUCCCGUUAUCAAGAAGGCCGGCGUAGAGAACAAAGUCGACUUCAUUAAUUCCGAGGCUCUGCGAGCUCUAGACGAUUUAAUGGAAAAUCCUGAUAACGAGGGGAGCUUUGACUUUGCCUUUGUCGACGCAGACAAAGUCAGCUACUUGAAUUAUCAUGAGAGGUUGAUGAAACUGGUCAAAGUGGGCGGACUAGCCAUCUAUGACAACACCCUCUGGAGAGGAACAGUUGCCAUGCCCGAAUCUGCAGUUGGAGAGAAAUAUAAGGAGGGUCGGAAUUGGCUGAUUGAGUUCAACAAAUUACUGGCCAACGAUGCUCGCGUCCAAAUUUGUCAUGCUUCGAUAGGUGACGGGAUGACAAUCUGCUGGAGACUUCACUGAGUUUUUAUACUUCGACCCCCACAUAACUGUUUCUUUCAGCAAGGAGAUCGCAUACGCCAUAACUACUUAUAUCUUUGGCAUGUUCUUGUCUUGUAUAUUGUAAUA